Molecule: messenger RNA, 1419 nt
Organism: Formica exsecta
Lineage: Eukaryota; Metazoa; Arthropoda; Insecta; Hymenoptera; Formicidae
Product: T-box protein VegT-like
Exons: 2
Coding region: 603-866 (87 amino acids)
Biological process (GO): positive regulation of DNA-templated transcription
Cellular component (GO): nucleus
Molecular function (GO): DNA-binding transcription factor activity
Source: RefSeq, a predicted model, not a curated record
CUUAUAAAAUUAAGUAAAUAUAUAUUUGUCAGAUUUAAGAAAUAAAAUAAAAAUUAAAUGAUCCGAAAUCUUUUAAUUGAAUAAUCUUUAACAGAGUGUUCAACGAUAUACUUAAAGAUUUUAAGCGAAGAAAGCCAUCGGGAAGUAAAGGAACGGUUUUCAAUUGAGUUUCAGCGAGCUAGGCGUCGAGAACGUAGAUCAGGAAAACGCAAUUGCGUGACGCAUCGCGUUUUCACCCCUCGCUCUUUCUCUCUCUCUCUCUCUCUCUCUCUUUUUCCCUUACUCCUUCUCUAUCGCCUCUGCAGACACUUGUUUGGGUUUCAAACCCCACUUGUGGUGGAACCAUGGCCAAUCGAGUUCGCGUAGGCGGUGCGGCAUUUAUGAGGGCGGCCACGUUCACCAAUGGAGACACGGGUUUGCAUUGUUCGAUGAUCUGCGCGUGUAUGCUGCACUGGUUUUGUCUUCUAGUCGGAAUCGAGAUCUCUUUAGUUGUCACUCGACUACGACAGCGUGGACGUUACGUUAGUUCUUCGCGCACUCUUCAUCACGUAGUUGCUUCGACAGUGAUCGAAACAACCCUGAAAUAUCAAUAAUAUUCGAUAAUGUCUCUUCAAGUGCCUCUUCAAGAUACGAAUGCCAACAUACUGAUGCCUAUGGACUUGCAAAUGCAACUGCAAAAACAUCAGAUGCUCUUCACGCAGCAGCAAAUUCCUCUAAGUCACAGAACAGAUGAAAAGUCAUAUUCGAGCAGGUGGUCACGAUUACCGUUGCCGCCUGGAGUCACCGUGGAAUUACAAAAUCGCAAACUCUGGGAGCAAUUUCAUGCCGAGAGCACAGAAAUGAUCAUCACCAAGUCGGGACGGUGAGUACGCGUUAUUAUAUUAAUACGCAUUAUACAUAUAGUUUUCUGCAAAGCCAUUUUAUAUAAAAAUUGCUUGUUAUUUCUAAACGCGCGUUGUUGCUUCAAAUAUUCUUUAAAAAUAUUAUUAGACAUUAAAAAUAAGCGCUAUAGCCAUAAGAAGUGCCAUAGUGCUGUAGCAAUAAAAAAAAAAGAGGGAAUUCAAUAUUGAAUUCUCGAUAAACCAAUAAAAAAUACGAUAAAUCUUCGAUGUUGUAUAAUACUCUUUCUCUCUCAAUAAGCGAAGUAUAGAAAUUUCGUAUCUCGAUAACGCAGGUACAAAAUUUCGUCAAACGAUAACGAAUAAUCGUCAAUAAGGUCACAAUGCUUAAACUUUCGCCGUUACUAAUGUAAUCGUAAUUGUACGCGUUUUUACGCAAUCUAAUCCGUCUAAAUGGCGCCCGGCGCGACGGAAGAGAUACCGGCGGGCGCUUUCAAUUGAACAAGCAAGACGAGAUACUUCCCUUUGACGCGCGCUUCAACUUCGAGAUCUCUUUUCGUCUUGGCGCCUGUAAGAGGUG